GGGGAGGAGUGGUUUCAGUGGCGAAAGGAGGGACCUGGCCAACGAUCACAAUGACCACAAACACGAACGCCCCACCGCCGCAGACAGUGACCUGCCUCAGGUCAGAAAGCCUGAUGCCGUGGGAUCUGACCAGAGCGAGAGAGAGAGCGCUUCUUCUGUUAUGCCUGCCGGAUGAACGAGUGUGGGAGAAAGAAAGAAUGAGAGAACGAGAGAGUGCUUCAGUUUGCAUGGUUUUCUAGAACCAUGAGUGUAGCAGUCCACCUUGGUCUUAACUUGCCGGCUCUUCUAACUGAUUGAUUGAAUAAGUUUGUUUUGUUUGUGUGUUUGUUUUGUUUAGUUGUUUUUGCUCGUUCCUCUUGCAGUUGGAUUUGCAGUGACUGAGUGAGUGACUUGCCAUCCGAAAUAUCCAAUUUCACAUUGAUUCGAUUUCAUUUACUUGAUUUCAUUUAAUUUACUUGAUUUACUUUAAUUUACUUGAUUUACUUUAAUUUACUUUAAUUUACUUGUGUUUUUUGUUUUGGUUCUGCCUUGUGCUCUCAUUGGAGAUUGUGUGCCGUUUACCCAAGGAUGUUCCAACACCAUACGCUCCUUGCUCUGCCUUUUGAUUGCUUGUGUGCACUUCCUGAUAAACCCUUUCCCCUCAUACGAUUGGCUGGUCUCUCUUUCUCUCUCUCGAGUAGCAGCAGUGGGCCAAUGACACCGAUGUGCUCCCCCCAGCCUCAGAUGGGCUCAGUGAGGGUGGACCACCACCGCCCUCUCCCCACUGAUAGUCUCCUCCGACAGAUGUACGACGAUUCUGAAGACGAGGAAGAUGAUGUUGGGUAUGCUGACCCCGUUCAGGACGACCUGUACGCUCGCAAAGUGGGUGCGUCGCCCAAGUCAAAUGUCGACGUGUCAUAUGACAGGUUUCUGCCCAAGUUCUGGACGCCCGAGGAGGACACCCACGUGCAGAAGAUCAAACUGGGGUCCCAGAGGAGACCCUGGUACAAGAAGAUCCAGGGCUUCAGCCGAAAGAAGUCUGGCGGCUCAUCCUCUGACGACUCUGACUGCGAUGUCAGUCACUGGCUCUCCUCAGCCCCUUCCGGCCCCUCCCCCUCCUCUCACCCCCAUGCACCUGAAGGCUCCACCCACACCAGCCUCCCUGCUGCAGGUCAAAGGUCGAUACAGCUGCUCGAUUGACUGUGAAAUCA
Salvelinus namaycush (lake trout) is the source of this 1190-nucleotide messenger RNA. RefSeq lists its product as uncharacterized. Lineage: Eukaryota; Metazoa; Chordata; Actinopteri; Salmoniformes; Salmonidae. Gene Ontology annotation, biological process: regulation of cell adhesion; regulation of signaling. The transcript has 2 exons. The record is from RefSeq and is a predicted model, not a curated record. The coding region runs from base 568 to 1179 and encodes 203 amino acids.